UUGGCGGGUCAAGGCCAGGUCAGAGAAGUUUUGCAACAAGAUCUGUAGACCAAUAAACAGAUAAACACCUGUCUAUAGAUGAAAACAGAUCUUGUGUGACCUGGCUGCGACAGAUGAAAGUGAGAUAGAUAUCUAUACAGGAUGGGAUAUAUCUGGCACACACAUGUGUCCCUUCUCAUCUUAUUAGUAGUCACAUCAUCUCCUUCCCAAGUAAACAGUGAUUCAACAUUCAAUGAUCGGUUCGAGUAUAGUCAAAUACUGUCACGAGUGGCCGCCGCCCAUCUGGCGCAGGAAGGUGUGGUCAAAGAACAUAUGGUCAAGAUGGCUGGAUGGGACCAGACAUUGAGUACUGGAAAGGGGACAUUUCUGGACCAGGGAGGUGCCAUACUGGCCUGGGCCAAGAGAAAUGAUACAGUGUCUGAAGGGUGUACUAAUGCAAUUGGUCUUCUAAUGAAUGCCUUGGUGGCUCAGGAACUCUGGGCAGUAGAAUUUCUGGACGCAGUUGGUAAACCAGCAAGUGGAAUACUGCAGUUUGACUUGGUAUGGCCUGGUCAGUAUGACCAGUGUGUCAACAUCUCUGCCAGGGUCAACGACACUGACCACAACAAAAUGGUGGAUGUUAUGGGAAAGUAUUACCGGCUUGAGAUCAGAUUACCUAUGAAACUGCCACCAAUCAUAUUCGUGGAGACGCCACUUUUAGCUAUCUACUUGAAGGACCUUACAUACGGAAUAUGUGUGCCUUCCCAGUGUAGUAAGAGUGAUGUCAUCAGUGUUUCUGCUGCAGCUAAUGCUGCACUGAGUCCAUUCCUACCAGACGCACUAAAGAAUGCAACUAUCCAAGGAAUAGACGCCCCGCACCCAGCAGUGUUUGAAGCCCGCCCGGAGACAAUCGCUGCUCUUGUCCUCGGUUCCAUCCUGGCAUUUUUCCUGGUGAUAGGAACGUUGUAUGACCUCUUGAUCCACCAACCGUCCCUAAAAGAAGAUGCUAGCCUGUCAACAGUAACAGAGCAAAGGUCACAGGUCAAUACUAACCCCCAGGACCUCAACGCGACCCUGAUCAGUUACUCGGACAGCACAGAGUCUGAGCUUCUCAGUGAUGGUAAAGGGAUCAUUACAGUUACCAUCAGACACAAAUUCAGGAGUUAUGCGACCUUGGGGAAGUUCCUGAUGGGGUUUUCCAUGUACACCAAUGGCUACAAGAUACUAGGUACAGAGACGAAUCCAAGUCAGAUCAAGGCGGUCAACGGCAUCCGUGUACUCAGUCUCAGCUGGGUCAUCUUAGGCCACACCUACUAUUUCACUGUGUCCCUGUCCAAAAACCUGGUGGUUGCGACAGAUUGGGCUUCUCGAUGGACAUUCCAGGCCGUCCUCAGUGCCCUCUUCUCUGUUGACUCAUUCUUCCUGCUCAGUGGUAUGUUGGUCUCUUUCCUGACUCUGAAAGAAAUGCAGAAGAAAAACGGCAAGAUAAACUGGCUUAUGUACUACUUUCACCGAUUCUGGAGACUGACACCAGCCUACAUGCUGGUCCUUGUGACAUAUAUUGGCCUGUUCCACUACUGGGGUGAUGGACCCUUCUGGCCACAGCAUGCUCCUGGUUACGACGUCUGUAUCAAAUAUUGGUGGAGAAAUCUACUCUACAUACAGAACUUCUUUCCUGUCACAGAGCAGUGUAUUGGAUGGUCGUGGUACCUGGCCAAUGACAUGCAGUUCUUCAUCAUCACCCCGCUUAUCCUGAUCCCCCUGUACAGGAAGCCGUUAAUUGGGUAUAUCAUCAUUGGUGUACUUAUGAUGGAACAGUUCCUGUUUCGGGGACUCAUCUCUGUGUAUUAUGGAUUCAAGAUGAAUAUUCCAGAUCCACAGCACCAAUUGGAUUGGUUCAAUGAAAUGUACCAGAGACCUUACUCCCGUAUCAGCCCCUACCUGAUAGGUAUCUUAACGGGAUACAUUCUAUGGAAGACAGAUAGAAAGGUUCACAUGUCUAAGCUCACUGUUCUGAUUGGCUGGGCACUGUCCUUGACCUGUGUGACCUCGGUUGUGUAUGGAACACUUGAAGAGAACAAAGGUCACCUCAACUCCCUACAAGUGGAUGGCGUGUACAACGCCAUCUGUAAAACUGUUUGGAGCCUCGGUCUGGCCUGGAUCCUCUUUGCCUGUAACACUGGAUAUGGAGGUAUUGUUACGGAGUUUCUUUCAUCGGGACUGUGGGGACCGUUUGGCAGACUGAACUACUGUGCCUAUUUAGUACAUCCCAUAAUGAUGUAUGCCUACAUCUUGAACCAGCGCUACCCUGUCUACCUCACAGACAUCAACAUGGUAUACAUGUUCCUGGGCCACUGGAUGAUGUCAUAUCUCCUGGCAUUUGUCGCCUCCCUUGCAUUUGAAGCUCCGAUGAUUGGAUUAGAAAAGGUUCUACUACAAAGAGAAAAACGUCAUUGAAUCAUCUGGAGAGAAAAGGUUGGAAAAGCUUUGAAGGAAAACAUUAAGGUGAUGUACUGGUUUCACCGGGCGCCGAUCUAUCACUGAUAGUAACAUAGAAGAUAUGACAAGGAUGUUAAUUGGUUUGUAGGUAUACACUUUAUACAACCUUUAAAUUGUAUCACAAUGUGUUACAUGUAUUUUUUAAUUGGCAAAACAAAUGACUGUGGAACUCUGGGUAGAACAAGAGUGUAUUUUGUUAAUUGUCUCUCGUUUGUGUUAUAUUUUAAUUAACCCACCAUCAUCAGAUGGUAGGCUGUUCAAACUUCCUUUUGUCUGUGGUCCGUCAUCAAUCGAUUGUCCGUCAUUUGUCUAUUGUCUGCCUAUCGUCUGUCCUGAAACAAUUCUUGUUGUUGCUCUUUCUCAAAUUAAAUAUGUAUUCAGCUUAAAAUUGUGAAUAUUUAAUUUUGAGAAUAUUCAAAGAAAUCAGAAGCUGCCAGGCAGUCAUCAUGGCUUUUACCAGUUAAAGUUUGUUGUUGCUUGGUUUCAGAAAGUCCUCAUGAGAUUUCUCUCAAAUUCAUUAGUAGAUUGUUUUUUUAUA
Messenger RNA from Mizuhopecten yessoensis (Yesso scallop), 3016 nucleotides. Its product is annotated as nose resistant to fluoxetine protein 6-like. The record is from RefSeq and is a predicted model, not a curated record. The transcript is spliced from 17 exons. The coding region runs from base 142 to 2436 and encodes 764 amino acids. Gene Ontology annotation, molecular function: acyltransferase activity, transferring groups other than amino-acyl groups. Lineage: Eukaryota; Metazoa; Mollusca; Bivalvia; Pectinida; Pectinidae.